Messenger RNA from Danio aesculapii, 1522 nucleotides. Its product is annotated as glutathione hydrolase 1 proenzyme-like. NCBI's taxonomy places the organism in Eukaryota, Metazoa, Chordata, Actinopteri, Cypriniformes, Danionidae. Gene Ontology annotation, molecular function: glutathione gamma-glutamate hydrolase. Gene Ontology annotation, biological process: glutathione catabolic process; regulation of immune system process; regulation of inflammatory response. The record is from RefSeq and is a predicted model, not a curated record. Gene Ontology annotation, cellular component: plasma membrane. Bases 83 to 1522 code for a protein of 479 amino acids. The transcript is spliced from 11 exons.
GGAUAUCCUGAAGCGUGGGGGUUCAGCAGUGGAUGCCGCUAUCGCUGCUCUGCUGUGUGUGAGUGUGAUUAACCCUCAGAGUAUGGGCAUCGGUGGAGGACUGGUGUUCACCAUAUACAAUGCUUCGAAUGGAAAGGUGGAGACAAUUAAUGCUCGAGAGACUGCCCCAAUGAGUGCUACAGCAGACAUGUUUGACAAUGAUCCUCAAAAACAGUAUCCAGGAUUAUUAAUAGCUGUACCAGGAGAACUGCGUGGUUAUGAAAUGGCACACAAAAGGUACGGGAGACUGCCAUGGAAAGAGCUGUUUGUGCCCAGUAUAAAGCUGGCAUCAGAGGGGUUUAAGAUUGGCAAAGCCCUGGCCAAUGCCAUCAAUGAUGAAAAAGAGAAAAUUCUGAAAAAUGCAGCAUUGCGUGAAGUCUUUUGUGACUCACACAAUACCACCUUGAAGGAAAAUGAUACCAUAAGUUUUCCCCAACUAGCUGCCACCUACAGGAAGAUAGCAAAAAAUGGAGCAAAUGCAUUUUACAACGGGUCACUGACUCAGACUCUAGUGAAUGAUAUCAACGCUGCAGGAGGAAAUAUCACACGUGAAGACCUAAAGGAUUAUAAACCAGAGUUGACAGAGUAUGCAUUGAAUUUUACAGUGGGGAGGUACACAUUCUAUGCUCCAACUGCUCCAUUCGGUGGACCUGUGCUCGCUCUGAUAAUGAAAAUACUCCUGGGUUUCGGCUUCUCAAAGAAAAGUGUGUCCACAACAGAGAAUAAGACUUUGACCUAUCAUCGCAUCAUAGAGGCUUUCUGCUUAUCUAAUGCCUUGAAGAAUAAUCUGUCGGACCCACGUUAUGAUAAAAGCGUCACUGAGUUAAUCAAAAACAUGACUUCAGACAGCUUUGCGGACGACACCAGGAGGAAGAUUAAAGAUAACACUGCAUCAGCCUGCAACAAGCUGCUGGAUGACAAUGAUGACAAUGGCACAUCUCACGUGUCUGUCCUUGAUAAAGACGGCUAUGCAGUAGCAGUGACCAGCAGCAUCAAUAACUAUUUCGGUUCUGGUGUGAUGUCAGGCAGUUCAGGCAUUAUAUUUAAUGACCAGAUGUCAGAUUUCAUUCAGAUGAAGAGUGAACGUAACAAAAUUGAAGGAGGUAAAAGACCCCUGUCAUCAAUGUGUCCCACAAUAAUACUGGACAAAGGAAAAGGAAAAGGAAGAAAAGUCAGAAUGGUGGUUGGAGCAGAAGGAGGGAUGAAUAUCACCACAUCUGUUGUUCAGGUGAUCCUGAACUACCUGUACUUUGGCUAUGAUCUGAAGAACUCUGUUGAUCAACCCAGAUUUCACAUCACACCAAUUGGGACAUAUGUGGAUGAUAACUUUAAUGAGACUGUGAUUAAAGGCUUGGAGAAGAAGAAUCAUACUAUUAUACGUAACGAUACUGAAGAUUCAGUGGUUCAGGCGAUUGGAAAAGAAUGCACCAAAAUCUGUGCUGCAUCUGACUUCAGGAAAUAUGGCAAACCUGCUGGAUACUGA